Messenger RNA from Zasmidium cellare ATCC 36951, 2736 nucleotides. RefSeq lists its product as uncharacterized. Gene Ontology annotation, molecular function: protein kinase activity; ATP binding. Gene Ontology annotation, biological process: protein phosphorylation. The record is from RefSeq and is a predicted model, not a curated record. The transcript has a single exon. Bases 1 to 2736 code for a protein of 911 amino acids. Lineage: Eukaryota; Fungi; Ascomycota; Dothideomycetes; Mycosphaerellales; Mycosphaerellaceae.
AUGUUUUCCAACGCUCUCAAAUCGUUCCAAUCCAACAUCUCGAGCAACUACUCCAUCGCGCCGCAACCGAGCAGCACAGCAGGACCAUGGAAGAUAUUCGAUGCGAAGCGAAAGCAGACGGGCAAGGCGGCUUCGGUGUUCGUGUUUGAGAAAAAGAGCUUGGAAGCUCCGAGUGGUGGGUUGGGUGGGAGGAGCAGUGCGAGCUCGCUGAAACGCGCUCAUGAAGAGGUUCUGGAGCGGUUGAAGAGGGAAGCGAGUAGUCUUGCUCGAUUGCGACAUCCUUCCAUCUUGGAGCUGGCUGAGCCGGUGGAAGAGACAAGGAAUGGGGGUUUGAUGUUCGCGACGGAGCCUGUGACGUGUAGUCUGGCGGCGUUGCUACAGGAGAAAGAUGAGCAAGAGCGGACAGGUGGCCGGGCGAGCAGAUAUGUCGUGGAAGAGUCAGACGGCACACGCAAGAGGAGGGAAUUAGAGAUUGAUGAGUUGGAGAUACAGAAAGGGCUAUUGCAGCUGGGCAAAGGACUGGAGUUCUUGCACGAGAGUGCAGGUCUGGUCCAUGCGAAUCUGACGCCUGAGGCUGUGCUGGUGAACCACAAGGGAGACUGGAAGAUAUCUGGACUGGCAUUUUGUGGCCCUCACGAGAGCAGUACGGCGGCGACAUCCCUACCACCUAUAAGUCUGCACGAAGUGCUCAAUCAUGAUCCACGACUGCCCCGGCUUGUGCAAUUGAAUCUGGACUUCACCAGCCCGGAUUUUGUGUUGGACAAUAGUCUGACGGCGUCGGCAGAUCUCUUCAGCCUGGGACUUUUGAUUGUCGCACUGUAUAACCAUCCUCAUACUUCGCCAAUAAGUGUUGGAGGGUCACCUUCUUCAUACAAGAGGGUCUUCUCCAGCUCUUCUACGGUACCGACCCAGAACAACAACUUCCUUGUACCAUCAUCUCAUCCGCUGCCGCCGAAGCUCGCAUCAGAGCUCCUGCCACGGCUCAUAACGAGACGACCAGCCCAACGAAUGUCAGCGAGGGAGUUUCAAGAGGCCAGCUACUUCGAUAACAUCUUGGUGUCUACGAUUCGAUUUCUAGAUGCGUUGCCGGGCAAGACUCCAAACGAAAAGACCCAAUUCAUGCGAGGAUUGCCGAAGAUCAUGCCCCAGUUCCCCAAGAGCGUUCUCGAAAAGAAGGUGUUGCCGGCAUUGCUUGAGGAGAUGAAGGAUAAGGAUCUGCUUGCACCGAUCAUGACCAAUGUGUUCGCUAUGGUGAAAGCAAUGCCCACUGGCAAACGUGCAUUCACAGAGCGUGUGGUGCCAAAACUCAGGGAGAUCUUCAUCACGAAUAGAUCAGCAGAAAAAGAUACCUCCAAGGAGGCUGGGUUGAUGAUCCUUCUGGAAAACAUGGAGACUGUUGCGGCCAACUGCUCUGGCAAGGAGUUCAGGGAUGACAUCCUGCCGAUAAUCCUGGUUGCCAUUGAGUCUCCUACUCACGCUCUGGUCGAUGCGGCCCUCAGUACACUGCCAUUCGUGUUGACUGUGUUGGACUUUUCCACAGCGAAGAAUGAGCUGUUCCCUGUCAUUGCGAAUGUUUUCGCCAAGACGAGCAGUCUGGCCAUCAAGAUUCGAGGUCUGGAGGCGUUCUACACGUUAUGUGGCGGUACACCCUCUGGAGACAGCUCGAACGACGAUGAUCUGAAUGGCAUUGGUGUGCCUGACAAGAAGAAAAACUCAUCAAGUAGCGUCAUUUUGGACAAGUAUACUGUGCAGGAGAAAGUUGUCCCAUUAAUGAAGGGGAUAAAGACAAAGGAGCCCGGCGUGAUGAUGGCGGCACUGCGAGUUUUUCGACAAGUCGGCGAGGUGGCUGACUCCGACUUCUUGGCUAUGGAGGUUCUACCGAUCCUCUGGAGCAUGAGUCUGGGGCCGUUGCUCAAUCUGCAGCAAUUCCAAGCUUUCAUGAGCUUGAUCAAGAGCAUGGGUGGGAAGAUUGAGCGGGAGCACACGAGAAAACUACAGGAGCUAUCGUCCAGCAACGGCACAGCGGGUGUUGGCAGAGUCAACGCAGGUAGUCGUAAUGCCAUUGGCGUAUCUGGAUCGAGCAACGAAUUGAGCAAUGGUGACGAUGCGGAUUUCGAGACCCUCGUUUCUGGACGCAAACAGGCAGACAACAACGACCUCAUGAACGACUGGGGAGCGCCGGCCGCGGUCCCUGCGAACCCUCGAAGUUCGUCCUCGUCCAAACUCAACGACACUCCUACCUUUUCGUGGCAGACACCAGCGUCCGGCACAAGAACGCCUCAGCCAGCGAUGUCUUCUAUUCGGCAGCAAUCGUCCACACAACGAUCAAUCACACCUGAUCUUGCAGCAUUCACUGCUCUGACGCCAAACAGCCAGUUCUCCCAGCCUUUGCAACCCGGCCGCUCUACCAGCUCAUCAACCUCGACCAUGCCAAUGCGGCCAGCGCAGCAGUCGAACGCCUCGAGCGGUUCCAGCAUUGACUGGUCCGCAGCCGCUAAGAGUCCAACGUCACGGUCGACUCAGCAGUCUAAUAUAAAUGGCAUCGGAGGCGCGCCUAGGUCGACAGGAUCGUUUGGCAUACCACCGCCACCUACAAGCCCUCAAGGGAUAGGGCAGUCGAGUUAUAACUUCCCAAGCUUACAGCCGCCAGCAGCCGCGCCGGCCCAGCAACAGCAGCAGAGUGGUAUGUCCGGCUCGCAGAAGUCCGGUCUUGACAAGUAUGAGAGCUUGUUGUAG